AUGCCUGCCGAUCUCCCUCCCCAGGACCCUCUGGUCAUCUGUCCUGCCGAGGCACCGGGCGUCGCCGAGGCGUUCUCCGUGCCGGACGAUCUAGGCGGGGCCGCUAUAGCAGCGGCGCCAGCACCGCCUGACACCGACGGGGACGGGCCGGGAAUCCGCGCUAAGGUGCGCAGGCUGGUAGACGAUAAUAUACGAUUCUGGGGUGAUCUUCAGGUUGGGAGGGGGCAGUUUUACUGCGUGUCCUGCAACUACGGCAUGUUGGCCCUGGAAGACGACGGGAACAGCCCCGUAGAUGGUUUUGCUGAGAUCGCCAGCUUCGAGGGCGCUAUGAAGAGUCACUUGACUGUCGACCACCAGAAGCAAUGGAGCUGCUCAGCGGACUAUAAGGUCAUAUACGUCCAGCCGUUCCUCAAGACUAGUCGACGUGGCAAGGGCGAAGGGAACAAGAAGUCCAAGACGAGUGUGCGCGUGAACGGUCCACUUCAGGUCUCGGAGGGAUCCGGCACGCAGCUCCAGCCUCCACUCGUGGGCCCUGGUUCGACAGGCGAGCUAGCGCCGAGACCGACGACGACGGUGUUCGCCACCAGCGGACCGGGUGUCGACGACGCGUUCACGUACGCGUCCGCUAUGGACCUUGAUGGCGGGUUACUCGAGGGCGUUGACGUCGGAAGACUGACCAGCCUUACCAGCUCGGAUGUCCAAGAGUGGGAGCCGGAGGUGGUCAAGAGGUUGAGUGACAACUUCCAUUUGUGGGAGUCGAGGACGAUUGCCUGGACGGUGCUAAUGGAUAAGGACACCAAGCGCGAGAUGGAGAGGGUUUGUUGCCGCUACGGAGCCCGCGGGGCGAGGGGCAAGGCGGCCUUCCCGGCCCAGGACAGGACGCUGUUUGCUUACCUCAGGGUUUGGAAGAGAGCCUGCUUGUACCUCGUCCGCCGCUACCUCAUCGACAACGACAUGUUCGUCGAUGGUGGCGUCGGCCACCUGCCACGCAUCCUGUGGGACGUUGACGUCCCGCCCCAGGUCACCGAGGCUGUGCGCGGGGUGUCCAGUUUCAACCGUGUGACGGUUGCGGGCGCCCUGCUUGCGAUCAUCCAGUUUGUGCAGGGCGGUAGGUGCGAGCAGGGAGACUUCGGCAACGCGGCGUCGGAAGACGGGGCGGAUGUCGAGAUCCUGCGGGAGGCUACUUGGGAGAUGCUCUUGUUGCAGCUGAGCCUGGCAAUGAGCGAGGGCGUCAUCACGUCCUCGAAGUUCGCGUGCCCCCUGGUGAGCGCGGCGGGUGCCCUCUGCGUGGACGCCAGGGGCAUCAGGCACCCUACCCUUGCCAGCAAGGACAUGUCCGCCCUCAUCGCGUGUGCCAAGGCGUCUUUCGUCUCCUGGGGAUGUUGGGAGUCGCUGUGGGGGGGCGCCCUACUGGACACGGCCCGCGUCAUGGAUGUUUGCUGGCCGAGUCACAUACGACCUGUAUUGUCCUGGUUCACGCAGCGGGAUGCGGCUUAUGCAAUGGAGUCCGGCUUCUUCGUCCCGAGGACGGCGCUUGCUUGUCUGUACGACUUCCGGAACAUCGCCAUGGAGGCGUGUUACAGCACCCCCGGUCUCACUGUCACUUCCCUCAAGGACAACGGCUACACCGUGACGCACGGGGCCAACAUCGAGUCUCAGUUGAACAUUCUCGAUAUACGCAGCGGACUGCAUGGCCUGGUGGCCGACCUGCACCGGAGGCUCGUGUCGUUGCUGCUCAUCCCGGACGGCGUCGAGGACGCGGACGGGAGCGGGGUUGGGACGCGGUUUUCCACGUGGCAGGACCACAUUGACGGGUACUUCCCACACCCGGACAUCAGGGACGACUUUGAGAACAGGGACGUGGGUGCCUCGGCGUACACGCAGACGUUCCCGGGCCACGGCGCGGGUGCGCAGCUGUUCGGCCGCCUGGCUGUGGAGCCGCACGCAUCCGCCUGGACGGAUCGCCGACGGGGCCUUCUUGCCUUGAGGGACGAGGCCGUGGCGAGAUACUUCGACGAUGCGCACGCCUUCCUCGGAGACAUGCUGGUGGCGGUGUUCCUCCUCCUGGGGAUGCAGUGCCGUGGUACGGAGUUCCUGACCGUCCGGCACACCAACACCGUCGCCAACGGCCGCCGAAACCUGUUCUGGGAUGAGGACUACAGCAGCUGGGUUGUGAACAUCAGGUACCACAAGACGGACCAUGGGACGGCCGAUACUAGGUCCACCUGGCACCUGCUUCCGCCGCCCCUGGCCUACGUCGUGACGUACUACCUCUUCUAUGUGCUCCCCUUCGUGCAGUCCCUCCACGAAAGCCGGGCGAGGGACUUGGGCGUCGGGAGCCUCGAGCAGCACAGCGAGUUCCUCUGCAUGAAGGGCCCGGAGCAGCAGCAGUCCGGCGCUUUCGCUAAGCGUCUCCGGGCGCUUAUGGUACACCUGACCCCCCAGGAGGUCACAGAGGAGCUCAGGGCCGGGAACGAGGCGGCGGCGAGAGAGCUGACGGGGGUUGACGUGGAUGACGGUUUGGACGACGGGCGGUCGGCGGACAAGAUUGACGUUGAGCCUGCAGGCGACGGGGCGGAUGAGGAAGAAGACGGAGAAGAAGAAGAAGAAGAAGGCAACCGUGCCGUGGGCAAGAACAACGCCGCGGCGGCGGCAACGACGGCGGAGGCGGAGCUCUGCAAGCAGCUGGGAAGGCUGUACAAGUCCAUGCGCGGACGGCUGGAGAGCAGGGUGGGCGUCGAGUACUGCAACGUCUUGGCAGCGGGACUCGACCUGGACGACGGGGGCUGGACGACGACGACGGCGGCGGGGAAGCAGCUGCACGCCCUGAGGCCGUCUGGGAACUCCCCUGGGGCCUGGUCGCCUAAGAUGUUCUACGUCCAGUUCUCCCGCUUCUUCCUCGGACUCGGCGUCAAGAUGGGCCUGGCUGACUGGCGCCACAUGGCGGAGAUCUGGGGGCGUCACAUCAGCGUGCUGCUCGACCUCGACAGGGCCACGGUGCCCGCCUUCGAGGGGCACGAGGAGAGCUUCCUGUCCGUCGUGCACCAGAUGGCCGGGCACAGCGACAGUACGGCGGCGGCCAAGUACGCCGUGGACUCAACGGGAGGGGUCAGCCUGAUGGACGUCAAGACGAGGAUGCUGCACUGCAGGGCCAGCGUCCUGCUCCACGAAUGGUUCGGCGGCGACGAGAUGCUGCGGAGGCCGGCGACGCCUUCGAUCUUGAAGCGGCAUCCUGCGCGAGCACUGGACGAUGCAGUGCCCUUAGGAGGAUGCUUGCAGCACCUAGAGAGACUCCGGAUGACGAGGACGACGACACAGAUCGCGCGUAUGGUCGCGGCGGACAGACACGUGGCGAAGCACCCAGAGCUCGUGCUGCAGGCUCUCCAGGGGUCCGGGCAGGUGGGCUUCAAGCCGGGCCAGGAGGAGGCCUUGAGGUUCGCCCACGCCGGAAGGCCUCUGUCGGUCGUGGUGCUUCCGACAGGCGCCGGGAAGACUGUGAUAACGUUCGCGGCCGCGAGGCUGAAGACGUCGGGUGUCACGCUCCUCAUCGUGCCGUUCUUGUCGACGAUGGAGGAUAUGUGCAGGCGGGCGGAGGCGGCCGGGAUUGUGGCUGUGACGUCAGCGCAGCUGUCCAAGGGCUCUCGCUGCUCGGCCGGAGUGCCCAUGUUCACGAGCAGGACACGCCUGAUCAUCGCGGUGCCCGAGUCGUUCAGGGAAGGCCCCGUGGGCGCCAUCAUCUCCGACCUCAUCAGCAGCAACCAGCUCGACAUGGCCGUGUUCGACGAGUAUCACUGCCUCUUCGACACAAUGAUCCGUAGGUGGCGGCUUGCGUUCUACGCCAUCCUGCACCGCCUCGCGCGCGUCCCCCGCUGGGUCGUCCUCACGGCGACGCUGCCGCCGUCGCUGGAGCAUCUCGUCGUCAACACUUUCAGGAGCGCGAGGGCGGGGGUUUACGAGCGGGUGGAGGACAUGCUGGACGCCGUCCUGAGUAGUGACAGGCUGUUGCCGUACGAUGACGGGCGCGGGGACCCCGGGCUGCCGGACAUCGUUUUCCGCCGUCCUACGGAGCGGCUCGAUCUGACGUACCGCGUCGUGCGGUACCGCAAGGAGCAACUCUUGCCGCGGCUGGAGGAGGCAAUCGGCGAGCCGCACGACAUCCACACCAGGCACCUGAGGCGGCCACGCAAGAUGCUGAUUGUGCUGGCCCUUGACGUGCAUGAGUCGAAGAAGGUCGCGGAGCACUUUGGCGAGCCCCUCAUCUGCGCCUCCCACAACUACGACAAGGAUCCCGAGGGGCGGAAGCGUGCGGACGACGCCCUCGCCAGGUGGAGAUCUGCACCGAACGCCUGGACGCCGGUCGGGCCGGGCGAGCCUCCGAUGACCGACGCGACGAAGUGCGUUGUGCUCUUCGCGACGAGUAUCAUGGGCACCGGCGUGGACACCGACGCCAACGUCGCCGUGAUGGUCGGGUCCCUCGGGAUGUGCGACAUCGUCCAGGCGCUGGGACGCGCCAACAGGAUUGGGAAGAGGGGCACGGCCGUGUAUUUCGCACCCCAGGGAGACGGCACCGACGACGGUCCCGAGCUCUUCCCGGCGUCGGGCGGUUCGGGGGAGAGGGAGUGGUACGGUAAGGCGAGGCUUCCCGGAGAUUUCGCCGUCGGCAGCCGGGUUGCGAGGGAUGAUUUCGUUCGGACGACAAGGUGCCGCCGCGUCGCUCUCGCUCGCUACUUCGACAAACACGUCCGCCGUACGGAGUGCUCCCGCGACGCGGACGAGGCGUUGUGUGACUUGUGCGAGGAGCGUGCCGUGAUUGCCGACGCGUAUGACGGAGGGUGGGAGGAUUCGCUCGAGGUCGGACCGACAGCGCUCGGCGGCCUCAACGCGGCCUUCCACCACUCCGCCCAUGUCGGACGAUGGAAGGCAUGGACUCUGGAAGAGCCCUCGCGCGACGAUGACGCUUCGGAAACCCGCGGAACCGCACCGACGACACAAAACUGGCGGUGUACUGUGUCCGUCGAAUACGAGAGAUGA
Messenger RNA from Colletotrichum chrysophilum, 5031 nucleotides. RefSeq lists its product as uncharacterized. Gene Ontology annotation, cellular component: chromosome; cytoplasm; nucleus. Gene Ontology annotation, biological process: double-strand break repair via homologous recombination. The transcript has 8 exons. The record is from RefSeq and is a predicted model, not a curated record. NCBI's taxonomy places the organism in Eukaryota, Fungi, Ascomycota, Sordariomycetes, Glomerellales, Glomerellaceae. Gene Ontology annotation, molecular function: 3'-5' DNA helicase activity; ATP binding; nucleic acid binding. Bases 1 to 5031 code for a protein of 1676 amino acids.